Molecule: messenger RNA, 354 nt
Organism: Staurois parvus
Lineage: Eukaryota; Metazoa; Chordata; Amphibia; Anura; Ranidae
Source: the annotation of a GenBank genome assembly
UUAGUGUAUUUAGUGAAUGUCACUUUUUGUCAUUUUCAAAUUUCCCGCCGUUCCGUCCCCCGUACGUCCCGAUGCUCGCAGGGGAUGGAACCCAGAUGACAGAUGCCGGCAUCCGCCGGAUUACAUUGCUGGGGACACUGCAGGAGGGACAUCGCGGGAGUGCAGGACAAGGUAAGUGAAGAACAGAUGCUGGAGCAGCGCUGCAUGGUAAGCCCGAGUGUAGCUCGGGGUUACCGCUUUUGGUACUGAAACUUUACCCUGUGCUGAGCACAUCAACUGCUGGUGUGCACUGAAGGGACACAAUGAUGGUGAUUUAUUAAAACUGGAGACUGCAAAAUCAGGUGCAGCUAUGCA